Molecule: messenger RNA, 666 nt
Organism: Hydra vulgaris (swiftwater hydra)
Lineage: Eukaryota; Metazoa; Cnidaria; Hydrozoa; Anthoathecata; Hydridae
Product: alpha-ketoglutarate dehydrogenase component 4
Biological process (GO): 2-oxoglutarate metabolic process
Molecular function (GO): oxoglutarate dehydrogenase (succinyl-transferring) activity
Source: RefSeq, a predicted model, not a curated record
AUCUGUCAAAUGGAUUUUAUUUUGACCUUAAUUGUUUGUUGACUAGAAUUGAAAGUUGGAUAAUAGCAAUAAAUCAUGCAGCUGAUUUAGUAUAAAUGAAAAAUCUUUAAAAAAACGUGAAUAUUUUGCUUAAAAAAAUCAUUCAAUAAUUAUGUUUUUAAUUCGCAAUUGUGACUACCAUCUAAAAUGGCGAUUAUCAGGCGUAUUCAAACAAUACUUCGUUUUAAACAUGGAGUUUGCUUCCUUAACACAAACGUAAAGUCGAGAACCCCCCUAAUAGCUUUUCCAAAAAGACCAGUUAUUGGAAACAAAGAUUCACACAAAAACAAUUCUAUUAACCUUGAAGCAUCUGGUUUGAGUCCUCCAAAUUUAUUAUUUUCAAAAAAAUCUACAGAAAAAGUAUUUUCUGCAGGACAUCCAACUUCUGUGCAAACAAUUUAUAAGUCAGAUGGGUCAUUAAUUUUAAUUACCGAGUCUUUGCCACUAAAAUACAAAAGACCAUUAAUCAGCAAUGAAGAAAUAGAGUACAUAAUGAGAGGUGGACCUGAUUGUUGAGAGCUUUUGUUGACGAAAUCUCGAAGAUAUUUCUUUAAUUUUGUUUUUAAAUAAUAAAUAUCUUGAGUCUAUUGUAUUAUUAUUAUAGCUAAAAAGAUUUGAAACCAUUUA